Messenger RNA from Pezoporus occidentalis (night parrot), 1705 nucleotides. Its product is annotated as gastric inhibitory polypeptide receptor-like. Gene Ontology annotation, biological process: cell surface receptor signaling pathway; adenylate cyclase-modulating G protein-coupled receptor signaling pathway. The record is from RefSeq and is a predicted model, not a curated record. Gene Ontology annotation, cellular component: plasma membrane. Gene Ontology annotation, molecular function: G protein-coupled peptide receptor activity; gastric inhibitory peptide receptor activity; peptide hormone binding. NCBI's taxonomy places the organism in Eukaryota, Metazoa, Chordata, Aves, Psittaciformes, Psittacidae.
CCCCAUAGUGACAAUGGGGUUCCCAUAGUGACAAUAGGACCCCCAAAGUGAUGCUGGCACCCCCAUAGUGACAAUGGGGUUCCCAUAGUGACAAUGGCACCCCCAUAAUGACAAUGGGACCCUGCCGGGUGCCCCCCCGCCCCGGGUCACGUUGCUCCACCAAACCCCCCCCCCCUCCCGUCCCCCGCCCAUCCCGGGGCGGUGCCGCCGGUGCCGGUGCCCCGAGGGCUGCGGAGCCCAGCCAGGAGCAGGAGCUGUUGCCAUGGGGCACUGGGCAAUGGCCCCCUCCCUGCUCCACCGGGUCCUGCGUGGGGCUGAGGACCGCUCUGCCCACGCCACCCUCGCCGCGUGGCUCCGGUACCGCCAGGCCUGCGAGCAGCACCUGCGCCUCGACCCCCCUGCCCCUGGGCCCGUCUGCAACCGCAGCUUCGACCUCUACGCAUGCUGGGGGGAUGCGGCCCCCAACAGUACCGCCAGCGUCCCCUGCCCCCCCUACCUGCCCUGGCACCACCGAGGUACACAGGGGGAGAUGGGGGGCAGGAAGGUGGGGGCAGAUGGGGGUCACAUCUAUGGGGCAGCCCCGCGGGGUGACACCGGCACAGUGCAGGGGGGGUUCGUGUUCCGGCGCUGCGGCCCCGACGGGCGCUGGGUCAGCGACGGCACCGGGCGGCCGUGGCAGGACCAUGGACAGUGCGAGGACCCCGCACCCGAGCAGCCGCUGCAGCGCCAGGCCUGGCUGCUGGAGCAGCUCCGGCUGCUUUACACCGUCGGGUACUCCCUGUCCCUCGUCGCCCUGGUCCUGGCGCUGCUGCUGCUGCUGCUCUUCAGGCGCCUGCGCUGCACCCGCAACUUCAUCCACGCCAACCUCUUCGUGUCCUUCGUGCUCCGCGCCGGCUCCAUCCUCACCCGGGACGCGCUCCUGCAGCGCCGCCUGGCAGCCGGGAGCGCGCACCCGCUGCAGGGGCUGCGCCUCGAGGCGGUGGCCGGGUGCCGCCUGGCCCAGGCCGUCACCCAGUACUGCGUGGGAGCCAACUACGGGUGGCUGCUGGCAGAGGGGCUCUUCCUGCACAAGCUGCUGGUGCUGGCGGCCUUCUCCGGAGAGCGCUGCCUGCCGGCAUUCCUGCUCCUCGGGUGGGGUGCCCCCCUGCUCUUUGUGGUGCCAUGGGUGGUGGUGCGGUACCUCUACGAGAAUGAGGGCUGCUGGGAGAGGAACGAGAAGGCGGCCGUGUGGUGGAUCAUCCGGUGCCCCAUCCUGGCGGCCGUGGCGGUGAACUUUGUGGUCUUCAUCCGCAUCGUCCGCAUCCUCGUGGCCAAGGUCCGGGCGCACCAAGUGUCACGUGGGGACACCAGGGUCAGGCUGGCCCGGUCCACGCUGACGCUGAUCCCGCUGCUGGGGGUGCACGAAGUCGCCUUUGCCUUGGCUGGGGACGGGCCCGGGGGGGGGUCCCUGCGCCUGGCGCGGCUCUGCCUGCAAGUGCUGCUGUCCUCGUCCCAGGGCCUUGUUGUCAGCGUCCUCUACUGCUUCGUGAACAAGGAGGUGCAGGCCGAGGUGCGCCGCUGGUGGCAGCGCUGCCGCCUCGCCGCCCCCCGCCGCCCCCCCCGGGCCCCCCCCCUCGGGUCCCGCCGCUACGUGGCCGUGGGGGGGCAGCGACCACCGCCCCCCCCCGGGACCGGGGGGCAGGAGGGCGCCGAGAGCGUCUGCUGA